AUGAACGUCCGACAUCGUGUCAACGAACUGCGCUCAUACAACGAGUCAGGUGAAGACCUCUUCCUGAAAGACGACGAGCGCGACGGGCAACUACAGCCGACCGCUGCGGACGAAUCCGACACCGAAGACGCUGACACGUCCAACAUUUCUCCUGCCUCCCGAUGGCGGAGGCUUGCAUUCAUCUUCCUAUGCGCUCUGGUCGUUCUUUUCGCAUUUCUGAUACGCGGUAGCUCCAAGAAAAAGCCUGAGACGUUGUACGCAUCCAGGUAUUCGAGGGAAUUCAAAUUUCGCCCCGCUGCAAGCCCAAUCAUCACCGAAACACUCAAAGAUGGUCGAAUGCGACUGCGAGGGGCCACGCCUCCGCCCAAGACUCUUGAAGCGAAAAUCACGCCCACAACGAAAGCGAGGAGGAAGAAGAAGACGGGCACUAGGAAGCCGAAGCGAAAAACAAAUUAG
Molecule: messenger RNA, 456 nt
Organism: Laccaria bicolor S238N-H82
Lineage: Eukaryota; Fungi; Basidiomycota; Agaricomycetes; Agaricales; Hydnangiaceae
Exons: 2
Coding region: 1-456 (151 amino acids)
Source: RefSeq, a predicted model, not a curated record